Messenger RNA from Elaeis guineensis (African oil palm), 4980 nucleotides. NCBI's taxonomy places the organism in Eukaryota, Viridiplantae, Streptophyta, Magnoliopsida, Arecales, Arecaceae. The record is from RefSeq and is a predicted model, not a curated record.
AUUACCGUGCGAACAUUUUCUCACAGGCCUUCCCACCCCCCACGACCACCACUGUACACGACGAUCCUCCAUUUUCCCCAAGAUUUCCAGACCACCAGGGUAAUAAAUUCUCCAGCGGUUGUUGCGGUUCUUGCUGCGAACGUGCAUGCGUAAUUUCAGCCCAGCAAAAAUUGAAAAAAUUGCAACUCCGCAACCGUGUAUCGACGCGUCCCUUGGACUCAACCUUCCCUCCUUCCCCUCUCUCUCUCCCUUUCCCUUCGUCUCAAGUUCUCAGAAAUUAUUCCUUUCCCUCGCUAAUUUAUAUUCGAAUUCCCCGCUUCUGUCCUUCCCUCCCCGCCUCCCCUCUCCUCUCCCUUUCGCUCUUCGACUCGUCCCUCCCCUUCUUUCCGCGCCCAUGGAAUCCCGCGUCUCAAUUCUCUCCCCUUGCUCAUCCGCCCAAUCUCGUCCCAAAACCCGGGAGGACGCCGGAGCGGCGGAGGGCCGCAACGCCCGAGAACUAGGCGGCGUCGGAGAUCCCAUUGCCGCCCAGCCUCUGCGGCGGCGGCCUCUCGGCAAGGGAAAGGGGGUUAGGGUUUCUACCUCCAAGGCCAAAACCGUGCCAAAGGAUGCCGCUUCUUCUUCUUGUUCGUCUUCCUCGUCGUCUUCUGCCGCCUCCCGUCCCCGCCAGCUGCAGACGAGAGGGGUGCGCCUGAGGAGCAGAUGGCGAAGCCCGUGGGCGUCUCCGGGUGCGCGGCGCGGCGAUGAUGAGGAUCUCCAAGAUCUUGCUCUUCCGCUUGGAAUGUCUUUCGCCGCUGUGGUUGCUCAUGUUUUGGAUGGGAAGACUGCCUUAGGGGACAGGAUACCAGUAGAUCGACUUUCCAUGAUCUGCACUUCAGCAGUGAAAGCAUCUGUAACAAAUAUAUAUGGUGACAGAUUUGAAUGUUUCUUGAGAAACUUUGAAAAAUCAUUUGGCAGCACUUUGAAGACCCUUCGGCUAAUUAAUGAAACAUCCACUAUUGAGCAAGGAAAUACUAGUAGUUCACUUAUCAAUAGCAGCUGUGAUAGUGCACCUAUCUUGGAUAUUCCUGAAGCCCCCAACACCAUUGAAGAGUUUCAAGAGAAUCCAUCAUUGAAUUCCAUGAAUCAACUUGUUCUUCACGGGCAUAUAACUCAGCAGCUUGCCCAUGUUUCUCAUGGAGUGGCCAAUCCUGGACUAAAUCAAUCCAUUCUGAAUACAUUUGAGAGAUCUAUUAUGGAAAAGACUCGCUCAAAUGAUCUCAAGGCAGUUGAGUUAGGUCUAAUAAUGAAAAAAUUGCAAAUGAAGCAAUCUCAGUUAGCUCUCAAUUCCUAUGCAAAUUUGUUAGAGAAGAUAAAGAUAUGCAUGGGUAUCUCAAAAGCUUCCUUCAAAGAAGAGAAACUAAGGAAUCAGAUCCAGGAUAUGAAGCAUGCAGAACUCCUCAAAAGGUGCAUAGACCUUCUUGUCACUGGCUUAAUUAUCAUGUCUGGCUUCCUUUUAUAUGGAGCAUCCAUCUAUUCAUACCAACGCAUCACGGAGGCAACAUCAGCCUGCACAUCCACCUUUAAAGAGUCUAGAUCUUGGUGGAUCCCAAAGCCAGUGGCAUCUUUCAGUUCAGGCUGGCUUAUGCUGAGAUGUCACUUUGUAGCCCUAACCCGUAUGUCAUUUGGCAUAUUGAUGAUUUUGGCAAUUGCUUACUUGCUUUUCCAACGUUCAGCAAUGUCUGGGCCAACUAUGCCUGUGACAUUCAUUCUCCUGUUGUUAGGAGGUGUUUGUGGUUUUGCUGGAAAGUUUUGUGUUGACACAUUAGGGGGAAAUGGUUAUUGCUGGCUUUUGUAUUGGGAGGUUCUCUGUCUGCUUCAUUUCUUUGCCAGUGUGUUCCCAUCCACUUUUUACCAUAUUCUUUAUGGCCCUGUUUCUGUGUCUCAAGGAGCUAAGGUGAUCAGGCUACCAUACUGGAUCAGGCGAUACACAUUCUAUGGGAUCCUGUUACUGGUUCUUCCCACGUUGUCCGGUUUGUUGCCUUUUGCAUCUAUUCAUGACUGGAAGGAUCACUUCUCUGAGAAGAUCAUGCUUUGGAGUUUGGGAAAUGAGUCUGAAGUUUGAAGAAUAUCAGAGAUGGAUUUAUGGGCCUGAGUUAUUUUUCCUGUCUAAUUGUUGGCUGCUGCUUCACCUGGGUUUUAUAAGCUUUCAGCUAGAUGGUGUUUGCUAGUGGUGAAAACCUUAAUAUGACGGUCAUUGUUCAUAUACUAUUUAUCAGAAAUAAGUUCAAGUUUUUCAUGUAUUUUUCUUUAUGGUACAUUGAGUUGUACUUUUGUUGUAUUCUUAAUGUAUAACUGAUGCUGGCAUUUUUUAUCUUGAGAAAUUCUGUAGGCUUUUUCAGUAUGACAUCUGUAGAUUGGCCAAUUGUAGCUUGGAGUCUUUGGACUGCGGAUAUUAUGCAAGCACAUUAUUGAUUUUACUCUAGUUGUUGCCAGGAAUAGACACUACUGAGGCAAUAGCUUUGAAAAACAUAAAUUCUAUAAAAGGUGGUGGUGGCAGCUGGCAGUGGCAGCGGUGACAAGGGGUCCAGGCAGUUGCAGUGGCGGCGGUGAUAAGGGGUACAGGCAGUUGCAGUGGCGGCGGUGAUGAGGUGAUGGUUGCAGGGGCGGUGGUGGCAUUGGCGACACGAUAAAAGAGAAUAUGUCUCUCCUUUCAGAACAAGUGAAAGCCAUUUUUUAAUAGCUUUCACUUUUUCAAAACCAAACUUGAGUAUUUUAAAUAUUAAAAAUAAUAACUGUUCUAUCAAGCAGGGUUUUUGCCUCAGUUUUUUUUUUUUUUUUUAAAUGCUGAAAAUCAAAAACUGCAGUGGUACUCCACAAGGCCUUAAGAUUCAAGAUCUUAGUAAGUACAAAUAUAGUGAAGCAGGCUAUAAUUCUGUAUUUGUAACAUAAAUACUGAGAUAACAUCAAUUCACCAAUCCUGUGGACUUGGCUAAUGCAUUGUUCUGCCGAAAAUCAUUUGUCUUUCUGCAUCAGAAAUCUUUCUUUCCAGUUUUGCCAUUAGCAAUGUUGUACAGAGAUGUAAUUCCUGAUGUUGUUGGCAUUCUAAUAUGUAAGAGGUGGCUCAAGUUGAGCAACAUAUUUUCUUUUCUGAUUUCAAGUUCUCAAUGCAUUUAUAGAUUAUAUGCUGAUCCAUAUAUCAGCAUCAUAUGGAUAGCAUAAGGCUUCUGCAGGUUAAAUUUAAUGCCAAUUUGAAGUUUUAGAAAUAAACCAGCAAAUGUUAACCUGUAAUUAACCAAGGUUUCCUGAACCAAUAUCGGGUGGUACUGGUCAAGAAGUAGGUUGGUAUGGUAUGACAAUUGAUGAGAAACAAGAGGAAGAAUGCAGUGGGAUGGUCGUUCUCCUCUGUUUUAGCUUGUGAUGGCCCCGGAACUGGCGGGAACUGGUCUGAAUUGAGCCAAGCUGAGGUUCAAGCUGAUUCCUAUCUUGUCCUGAACUGAAGUCAGGAAUGGUCCCGGUUCUGCACUGGUUUGGUUCGCCAUGCCCUGAAUCAGGUGUUUUGGGAUUGCUCCUCCUUAUUAACAAAUGCAAUUUUUAUGUUUCAGGAUGUUGCACAAAAGUAUAGAAGGCACACUUUGUUUGUGUUCUUUCAGUAAAUGGCAUUGUGAUCAUCUGAUGUAACCCUCCUUAGCAACCUCUAGUGGACUCGUAAACUAUGAGGGUUGUAAUCUUGGAACCCGCAAUUGAUAUAUCAGUUCAUUUUCACUGCACAAUCUCAAAAAAUAUCAAGCUUUUUUACCCUCUUCAUCUCUGCUGAGUUGAUGCUUUUGUGCACAUAUUGAGCAUUUGAUGUUCACAUGGAACUUGAUCACAAGUCUGGCGAACAAUUUAUGUUUUUGAUAUAGCAGAAGUGGGAAGGAUCUUAUAGGUGGUGGUUGUAAAUCCCGAUCUGCACUUAUGAAGUUACUUAAAGUCUUAGUUUUUGGCAUACUAAUAUUCCUGAGCCCUUGCAUUUUUUUCAUCUUUGUGUGUUAUUCUGAUAAAAUUGCACCCUUGCAUUUUGGGCUGAUAUAAAAGGUAACUAGAGCUUCCAUGAUUUUGACUUGACUAAUUUUCCCUUGGUUUCGACUUUUCAAUGACAUCUGUUUUCACUUUUAUAUGUUUUUAUGGUUGAUAUGCAGGGUGAUUCGAAAUUUUGGACACUCUUUGGCUCACUUCUGCUGCCAGAGUCUGGUCACCAGCUUGGCUGAACCCGAGGGCAGUGUGCCGCUGGCUGUUCCUGAUGGUAGGAGCUUGAAAUGUUAGCUGUGAAGUGGUAGGACUCCUAUCAGCAGCAUCUUCUGCAUGUGGAGGAAUACUACUUCAAGUGGAAUACCAUGAAUACAAAGGGUGGUUUUGGGCUGUUUAUUUUGCCAGCAAGUAUGCCUGCUGGAAGAGUACAUGCUUAUGGUCCUUCAUAGAUCACACCUAGCGAGUCCCCUCGCAGUCCUAAGAGCUUGCUUUGCUGGAGCACUGACUCAUGUGAAAAUAACAACCAGCAUGUCUUAUUGAGCAUGCAAUGGAGAUAACUGAUGUACCUGGAAGUUUUAAGGUGGAUGUGGUCUGUUUAAUAGCGGAUGAAGUAGAAGCUGGUGAACCCUUCAGGUCCUGCUGCAUCAACCAUUGAGCUUUUGCUCCCAGUGGAACAAUGGGGGUGGUCCACCUGCACAGGGCACACAGAGUAAAUUCACUAGCAGCCUCAGAAGCCUAUGCACCCAAAGCACCAGCACAUGCAAUAAAGCAGCUUGCCAUUAAUUUGGUGGACAGCUGUAUUAUUCAUGUUCUAACCUUUACUUUCCCUUCUCUUUUUCCUUAUAAACAUUAUCUUCCAUCCCAAAAAUCAUUUUUGAAAGGAACUUAUAGCUUUUAUAUAGGAUCCUAUUUAAUCUUUUUAGCAGGUGGUUGUUUCGUUAAUCUUAGAUGCAAUGUCUUUAGUUAUCAAAUAUGAUCAUGUGUUAUUGCUCC